Molecule: messenger RNA, 1555 nt
Organism: Triplophysa dalaica
Lineage: Eukaryota; Metazoa; Chordata; Actinopteri; Cypriniformes; Nemacheilidae
Gene: ubl7a
Product: ubiquitin-like 7a (bone marrow stromal cell-derived)
Exons: 10
Coding region: 111-1256 (381 amino acids)
Biological process (GO): ubiquitin-dependent protein catabolic process
Cellular component (GO): cytosol
Molecular function (GO): polyubiquitin modification-dependent protein binding
Source: RefSeq, a predicted model, not a curated record
GGAUAAAAACAGCCGCUCGUCAGUAAUUUCAUCGCGCUUACAAAUUGGACAGAUAUAUUCAAUUUGCCUGUGCAUGUCUUGCGUGACAGUGUCUCUCGUGCAGUAGAUCAAUGGCGGGAUGUGAGUGGCGUCUGUCGCUUAAGCUUCUGGAUCAACCUUCAGUGCCAAAGUCUGUACUGCGGUUUCCAGAGACCGAACCUGGUGAUGUUCCUCCCGGAGAGUAUCGGGUCUCUACUCUCAAACAGCUCGUUUCCGCACUAACUCCCGAUGAUAUACCAGAUCCUGACCUCAUAGAAUUGGUGUAUUGUGGAAGAAAGUUGAAAGAUGACUCAACUUUAGAGUCGUAUGGGAUUCAGUCUGGAUCUACUGUGCACAUCCUGCGAAAGUCAUGGCCAGAGCCGGAGAUCCAACCUGAGCCAGUGGACAAGGUUGCUGCCGCCAGGGAAUUUCGUGUUUUACAGGCAGCCCUUCACUCCAGCACUGCAUACAGAGACUCGGUGUUCAAGAUGCUGAACAACAAGGAAUCUCUGGAUCAAAUCAUAGUUGCAACACCUGGCCUGAGUAGAGAUCCAGUGGCUCUAGGGGUACUUCAAGACAAAGACCUCUUCGUACAAUUUACAGACCCAAACAUGCUUGACACGUUGGUCAGUUCUCAUCCUGCGCUGGUCAAUGCCAUCAUCCUGGUGCUACACUCAGUGGCAGGCAGCGUGCCACCCCAGCAGAGCGCCAACUCCUCCAGAAAUGUGUCUUCUAGCUCUUAUAGUGACAUGCCAGGUGGUUUUCUCUUCGAUGGAACGUCUGAUGAUGAAGAAGAUUUCCAAUCGGGAAAUCGGGGUGGACCGUCCAAUCUUGCUAGUGGUUUAGCAGGCAUGAGACCAGCCUCUCUUGGUUAUAAUGGCGCCGCUGGCCCCAGACCCAUCACUCAAAGUGAGCUGGCCACAGCUCUGGCCCUCGCCAGCACCCCCGAGAGCAGUGCUGCCACACCAACUACAGGAAACCAGUUACAGGGUCCCUCUUCGGGUGUGUCCCCGAUCCCUGCAGGGACCCCCAUAACAAAUGAUCUGUUUAACCAAGCCCUACAGCAGGCACUACAGGUGUCCAGCAUAUCCAGCUUGCAGAACCAGUGGCAGUCGCAGCUCCAACAGUUGCGGGACAUGGGCAUCCGUGAUGAGGAGCUCAUCCUAAGAGCACUGCAGGCCACGGGUGGAGACAUCCAAGCUGCCCUGGAGCUCAUAUUCGCUGGAGGAGCACCAUGAGGCAGUUCUCUUGAAUAAAACAACCCCACCUCAAAUAAUAUAUGAGUAAUUUAAACUCUUAUUCCAUAGUAUCAUUUUUAGCUUAUAGUUGUCUCUUUUAAGUAUGUACAUUGAAUAUGUGUGUGGUACAAGACACUAUCGGCUGUCUAGAGAUUGUCUUAAAGAAAUACACAUUUGUGUCGUCUUGUUGUGGUGAUACACUGUUUUGUUUAGUUAUUAUUUUGGGAGAUAUUUAUUUAAGCUAAAAGCUUAGGUUUGCCUGACAAUCGUUUAUUUAUUAAACUAUUACAUAAAUGUCA